UCUCUACUUCCUCUCCCUCCAUUAUUUUCCAUCAUCACUUGGCCCAUAAAAUUCCACCCAUUAUUGCCUUCACAAAUCUCUUCAGUUCAUCCCCACUUUCCCUCUACACACUCUCGUUGUCAAAUAAUGGAGCAGAUCAACUUCUCGUACAAGUUCGGGGAGAAACAGGGGGCCGCCGUUGAGGAAUUGGAGGCUGCUAAGUCCGAUAAGCCGGUCACCGCUUACCCGCCGGCUGAUUUAGGCUACGUCUAUCCUCCACCGGCGCCGCAGCACCAGUAUUUCGGUCACCCUCCGGCAGCGCCAGCUGGAUACGGGUACUACCCGCCGCCACCUCCAGAUAGUUACGUUAUGUGUACCCGCCUGGGUACGGUUAGCCACCGGUUCAGCCAGCCGGCGGGUAUGUUUACCUGCCGGUGGUUGUGCCGCAGCCGCCGCAACAACAGGAGAAGAACAAGUUUUGGAGGGCAAUCACGGGGUUAGAAGCGGGAUUGCUGGGAGGAACUAUUGGCGCGCUUUUGAUCGGAGAUAGGGCGUCCGACGUGGGGGCUUAUGAUGUUGGGUACGGUGCCGGCCGGUUCGCCGAUGCCGGAGGAUUUGGGUUCUAGAAUAUUUGGUUUUCUUAUAUGUUAGGUAAACUUGUUGUUGGUUAUCCAAGGUUGGUGAAUGUCUCCGGCGUACUUACAUUAGAGAAAUGUGCAUGUUGCUUAAAUGGUGUCAGUAGUUGAGAGUCGAAGUGAUUUGGCCUUUCAUCACGUCCAUUAUCUUGCUGAUGGCC
Molecule: messenger RNA, 775 nt
Organism: Linum tenue
Lineage: Eukaryota; Viridiplantae; Streptophyta; Magnoliopsida; Malpighiales; Linaceae
Source: the annotation of a GenBank genome assembly